Messenger RNA from Salarias fasciatus (jewelled blenny), 1587 nucleotides. Its product is annotated as sorting nexin-6-like. Gene Ontology annotation, molecular function: phosphatidylinositol binding. Lineage: Eukaryota; Metazoa; Chordata; Actinopteri; Blenniiformes; Blenniidae. Bases 107 to 1216 code for a protein of 369 amino acids. The record is from RefSeq and is a predicted model, not a curated record. The transcript is spliced from 14 exons.
AAAGGAUCUUUGCAGCUUUACGCCCUUUUUUUUAAGCUUAAAGGACAUUUGAAGAAACUUAAAGUUACAAAGACGAGACUGGAAACGUUUGUUUGCCAGCUUGACAAUGAUGGAGGAAGAGAAAGAAGUGGGCUCUGCACUGAGCGUCCAUUGUCAUAACAUCAAAAUAACGGAGGUUCUGAGAGAUGGGGACACAUUUACGUUUCUGAUUGUAUCCCAGAAGCUGUCUGGCACUGGGGAGUACCAUGUGCACCGGACCUACGAUGACUUUGACUGGCUGCAGCAGCACCUGUUCUCCCAGCAGGACGUGCCUGGCAUUCAGGGAGUCAUAUUCCCUCCACUUCCUGCAAAAUUUCAAGUAAACACCUCUGCCAAAGCGAUGAAGCAGCUUGGUUUCCUUGCUUUAGGAGACUUUCGGCCGUACUGUAAAGCCCUGGAGACCUUCCUCUGUCAGGUCGCUGCGCACAGCAUACUCAGCAAAAACAAGGCUGUGGAGGUCUUCCUGACCAACUCAGACCCUCCAGGCACUCACAAAAAGGGUAAAAAUAUUUUCAACCGACUGAGUCAAGCUGUGGAAGAGAUGAGGAAAGAGAGCCAUAAGGACGUGGACGAGUUCUUUCAGAAUGCUCGAGAUCAGAAUCUGACCCUAACAGGCUGCACGAAGACCGCCGCCGAGAAAUUUCUAGAUGUGGUGCUUACCGAGGAAAAAAUAGCCGUGGCCUGUGGUCACUUCUCCACUGCUCUGCACCUCUGUGUGGAAUCAGGAGACGAUCCUGACAAACAGGCCUUCACCAGGAUUUGUGUGAAAUUGUCAGAGGUCUUUGAGUCUAUGAAGAAAAACAUGGCGAGUGUUGCAGAGAACGAUGUGAUCACCCUCGGAGUGGGCCUGGACUUGGAGUGUCGUUUCCAGGAGGCAGAAAAGGAAAUGCUCUUCAGGAGAACCUGUAAGCUGGUGGAGCUGGAGAACGCGAGAAGAAACGCAGAGAAGGCCAAACCUGCCAAGAAGACUGCUAUGGAAGAAGUGAAGCAAGCAACACAGACAGAGUUUGAACACAUUUCUGGAGUGGCAAAGCAAGAGAUUGGACAUUUCCAGAAGGCUCGUGUGCAAAUGCUGCAGCAGGCUCUGGUUCAGUGGUGUGAAAAGCAACUUCUUACUGCGAAAGAAUCUGCUGACCAGUUCAACAAGCACCUGCAGGUCUUCAGGGAGAUGGAUUAGAGACGGCCUUAAUGAAGCAUUCUGGGCGUUUGGGAUCGUCCCAACCUGUCCUUCAUCCUGUUUGUAGCCUGAUCAGAUUCAACCCCAUUCACAUUAAAUGGAAGAACAUUCUAAUAUCACACACACACACACACACACACACACACACACACACACACACACACACACGCAUCAGGCUUCCCUCAGCUGUACACCCGUUGCAAUAAAAAUCCUGGCUGAAAUGAUUGUUUUGAGAUCUUUGCAGUGAACUUCAUCAUCUGUUCGUGGCUGCUCUCUCUGUGUGUGUGUGUGUGUGUGUGUGUGUACACUCUAUACUACACCUCUGCAUUUGUGCUGAGAGUGUAUUGUGCUGCUCUCUUGCCACUACAUCA